AUGUCUCAACUAGGAAUCAACGUGACCGAUGGGCUCGAAAGCCAGUACUAUGAAGUCUUUGACGAGAUGACAUUAGAAGAUCUCAAGUGCAUUGCAUUCGCGGAUUUCGGGAAAGAUGGCGAUGAGGUGGUCAACGUUACGCUGAUACGAGAGCAACAGCCCCUUGACGGUGACAAUGCCUCGCUGAAAGUGCUUGGCCUGAAAAGCGGAGAUAUGUUGCUGUAUCGUCGCAAGCGACUUGAAGCACGACGAGCACAAGCGCCGGCGGCGGCGCCCUCGACCUCGGCCGCGAUCCCGGUAGUCGAUCCGACUGCUCAAGCUAGGAUGGCGGAACUUAUCAAAUCCAUGACAAUUCCGAAGAAUCUGAAGCCGAAGCCGAAGGCCCCAGCGCAGGACCCAUUCACCGUUCAGGCUCGUCAAAUGUAUGAAAAAAUGUCUCAACCGCAAUUCCAAGCUCGUUUCAACGAGAUGCGCCCCGAGCUGGUCGAACACUACAAGGCCAACCCGCAAGAUUGGGAGGGUUUCCUCAAGCUCUUCAAGGCCUGGUUCGAGGAUGAAGCCAGGAAGCAGGCGCUGAUGAAUGAUCCAAACAGCGAGGAGGGGCAACGCUUGCUGGCGGAGAAGAUUCGACAGCAGAACAUUGAUCAUCAGUACGGCUUGGCGAUGGAACACACUCCGGAGGCCUACGUGCCAAUCCAUAUGCUCUACAUCCAUAUGACCAUCAACGGACACCCGGUGAAGGCCUUUGUCGACUCCGGGGCCCAAGUGUCUGUGAUGUCGAUGGAAUGUGCGAAGCGGUGUGACUUGGAGCAUCUUCUCGAUAGGAGGUGGACUGGCGUUGUGCACGGUGUCGGUGGGAAGCAGAAUUUCGUUGGCAAGAUUCAUAUGUGCAAGGUUCAAGUGGAGGACCAUAUUUUCCCGUGCAAUUUUGAUGUGCUGGGCGAUCAAAACAUUGAUUUGCUCCUCGGGUUGAACAUUUUGCGCCGCCAUCAAUGCUCGAUCGACUUGAGGACUAAUCAGCUGAUAUUUGGGGACGGUACAGCGACCAGGUUCCUCACCGAGACCGAGAUCGAGACGUUCAAGCUCGACGCGCACAACGAUUUAGCAAUUGAGCCAAGCCCGACGAUGGUCGCCGAGAUGCUUGGCAUGGGCAUUGACGAGGCUGUGGCCAAGGAGGCGCUCGUUUCGACCGGUAAUAACCUGGAAGCGGCUAUUGAGAAGGCGAUCGCGGCUCAGACGAAAGAAGAGCCGAUGGAUCAGAAG
Mesorhabditis spiculigera is the source of this 1263-nucleotide messenger RNA. NCBI's taxonomy places the organism in Eukaryota, Metazoa, Nematoda, Chromadorea, Rhabditida, Rhabditidae. The record is from the annotation of a GenBank genome assembly.